This is a messenger RNA of Melanotaenia boesemani (Boeseman's rainbowfish), 1716 nucleotides long. RefSeq names its product blood vessel epicardial substance (gene popdc1). The record is from RefSeq and is a predicted model, not a curated record. Gene Ontology annotation, molecular function: cAMP binding. Bases 289 to 1383 code for a protein of 364 amino acids. NCBI's taxonomy places the organism in Eukaryota, Metazoa, Chordata, Actinopteri, Atheriniformes, Melanotaeniidae. Gene Ontology annotation, cellular component: sarcolemma. The transcript has 9 exons.
CCUCUUUUGGAGCUUCCAGUCACUGCACUCGCCUCUUUUCCCAUUAUAGUCUGUUCCUGUCAGCUGUGUGGAAUGUGCAGCGCACAUUGUGCAGACCCGCUUUAGAGAAUCCAGCCUGCAGACAGCACAGAAAAUACUCCUUCUUUCUUCUUCAGAUUUCCACCAGCUGCCCCUCAUACGCAAUGUCCUCAAGGACCAGUCCAUCAGGAUCAGACUCCAUCAGAAGGACCAGAGCCCAUCAGAAGGACAAGUCUACAGAUUCAAUCUGCUGGUGAACCCUGCAGCAGAAUGUCCUCCACCCCUGAUCUACCAUCCACCAUCUUCACGCUGCUCGCCGCCCCCACCCCAACUCCAGGGACAGUGGAGGCCAAUGUGACCUCCUGCCAGGACUGGGAGCAGUCCCACCACCUCCUCUUCCAUCUGGGGAACAUGUCCCUGCUGCUGGGCUUGCUCAUCCCCACCACUCUGGGUCUGCACAUGAUCCUUCUGCGCCUCCUCCUGAUGACAGGAUGCAGUCUUUUCAUCGCCUGGGCAACUCUGUACCGGUGCAACCUGGACGUGAUGGUGUGGAACGUGGUCUUCCUGGUGGUCAACUUUAUGCACUUGUUCUUCCUUUUGUACAAGCGUAGGCCGAUUAAGAUCGACAGGGAGCUGCGCUCUGUCUACAAGCGGAUGUUUGAGCCUCUCCAUGUGCAGGAAGCAUUGUUUCAGCGGCUAACAGGACAGUUUUGCACCAUCCAGACUCUGAAGAAAGACCAGGCCUAUGCUGCUGAGGACAAGACGUCUGUGGAUGAACGCCUCAGCAUUCUCCUCAAAGGAAAGAUGAAGGUUUCCUACAGAGGUCACUUCCUCCACAACAUCUACACCAACUCAUUCAUUGACUCUCCGGAGUUCAGGUCCACUCAGAUGCACAGAGGAGAGAAGUUCCAGGUGAGCAUUGUGGCUGAGGAGAACUGUAAGUUCUUGUGUUGGUCUCGUGAGAGGCUCACUUACUUUCUGGAAUCAGACACUUUCCUCAAUGAGGUGUUCAGGUACCUCAUCGGUAAAGACAUCACCAAUAAGCUGUACUCUCUGAACGACCCCACGCUCAGCGACAAGGCGGUAAAGAAGAUGGACCGUCAGCCCAGUCUGUGCUCCCAGCUGUCCAUGAUGCAGAUGAGGAAUAGCAUGGCCAGCACCAGCGACACGGAUGACGUCCUGAACCAGAUCCUACGAGGAGGUUCUGCUGGAUCUUCUCUCCAAAAAUCACCCGACACCAAAUCAUCCACUAAAAUGAAGCCUAUAGAGGAAGGGAUGGAGGAUGAUGUGUUUGAGGAAUCUGCUAUGUCUCAACCACUUCCCAACACUUCCAGCGAGGAGGUGCAGCCGCCUAGUAAAGAAUAACAAGAACACUUUGUUUUUGUGUAUUUUUUAUCUGGAUACAUCACUGAAACGUUAACACAGCCUUUAAACAGGCCAGAGAACACUAUAAGUAAUUUAGAAAGGAAAACAGGUUUUGUUUCUUUGAAAACACGUUUUUCCUAUUUUAUUUGAUAAGUUUUUUUAGGUCAUGAUUCUUUAUCAGAAUUAUGAAUUUUUAUUCAUUUUAUUAAAAACAACUAUAUAUAUGUUAUAUUACUUUAAGGAUCACUGUUUUCAUCACUGAACUUUUGCAAGUGUACUCAUUUUACUAAUCUGUGUUUUUUCAAAACCAGCUCAGUUUGUGUGUUCAAUAAA